CUUCCUGACGGACAGACGCUGCUGCUGCCUAAAGUGGUGACUGCCCAGUUUGGCUCUGAUGUAAACAAACACACAGUGUGUGUGUAUGGUCAUGUGGACGUCCAGCCAGCUAAGCUAGAUGACGGCUGGGCAACGGAUCCCUACAACCUGACUGACAUCAACGGUCAUCUUUAUGGAAGAGGAGCAUCAGACAACAAGGCCCCAGUGUUAGCCUGGAUCCAUGCAGUGGGGGCUUAUCAGGCCCUCAAUAUGGAGCUGCCAGUGAAUGUGAAGUUUGUCAUUGAGGGUAUGGAGGAGACGGGGUCUAACGGCCUGGACGCCAUGAUUCUGGCUCAGAGAGACACCUUCUUCUCUGACGUGGAUUACAUCAUCAUCUCAGACUGCGGCUGGCUCAGCCGGCGGCCCGCCCUCACCUACGGCACCAGGGGGAACUGCUACUUCUUUGCUGAGGUUGAAGGACCUAAACAGGACUUACAUUCGGGUGUUUAUGGAGGCACUGUGAUUGAACCAAUGACUGACCUCAUUGGCAUUCUUGACACACUGAUCAGUCCCAGUGGAAAGAUCCUGAUUCCUGGGAUCAGGGAGGCUGUGGCUCCCCUUUCUGAUGAGGAAUGGAAAAUGUAUCAGGACAUCCAGUUUGACGUUGAGGACUACAAGAACAAGAUCGGUGUCAGCCAGCUCAUGUACAGCAAUAAG
Messenger RNA from Notothenia coriiceps (black rockcod), 696 nucleotides. Its product is annotated as beta-Ala-His dipeptidase-like. The transcript is spliced from 5 exons. Gene Ontology annotation, biological process: proteolysis. NCBI's taxonomy places the organism in Eukaryota, Metazoa, Chordata, Actinopteri, Perciformes, Nototheniidae. The annotation marks the transcript as partial. Gene Ontology annotation, molecular function: dipeptidase activity. Gene Ontology annotation, cellular component: cytosol. The record is from RefSeq and is a predicted model, not a curated record.